AUGUUCGCUCCAGGUGGUGCUCCCCCUUCCAAGGAUGAGAUCAAGGCCGGUGAGGUCGAGGCCUGCCAGACCAUCCACACAGCCAUUGCCGGUGGUAUCCUGCUGUACCUCUCUCCCUUCGCUGUUGACUUCGUUAAGAAGUUCCUUUAA
Messenger RNA from Aspergillus wentii DTO 134E9, 150 nucleotides. RefSeq lists its product as uncharacterized. The transcript is spliced from 4 exons. The record is from RefSeq and is a predicted model, not a curated record. The coding region runs from base 1 to 150 and encodes 49 amino acids. Lineage: Eukaryota; Fungi; Ascomycota; Eurotiomycetes; Eurotiales; Aspergillaceae.